AUGACACGCUUGCCAGGACCAUUGAAGCAUGGCCCCUGCGCAAGGACGACACGCCACACGUUGUGGCUCAAGCAUGGUGCACAAAUCGAGAAGUGUACCAAGGUGAUGAGCCCAAACGCUCCACCGCAAUCCCUUUCUGCAGCGAGUGCUUCAGUGGCACCACAGCUUCAGCACUUCGACGAGCCGUCAUCAGAAAAUGUGGUACGUAUGAGGAUGCAGCAGAUGUUGCAGAUUCAGGCGCCAGCCGAAGUUCUGAGAUUGCUUCAAUCAUCAGCUGCAGUAGUGGCAGACGCUAAGACCAUCAAGGACGUGCAGAGCAAUGUUCGUUUGGUGGCUCAGGAGCUUGAGGCAAGAACAGAACGAUUGGCAUCGUGCUUGUCGGGAAUUACCGGGGACCUAGAUGGGGUGAAACAUCAAUCAGAGCGUCAGGUCACCUUUGAGUCUACGAUGGAGACUCGGUUGGGUGCCCUUGAGAAUCAGAUCAUACAGUUGAGAGCUCAGGCUGCAUCAGCGGACGCGCUGAAAGAUGAAGUGGUUUCGAUGAAAGCUACAUUGUCAAGGCUUGAGCAUCAGCAACCCGAGAUACAACAAAGCGCGCAGACCAAGAGUGAAGAGAGUGAGACCCGCAUUCAGCGCAGAAUUGACGAGAUGGAUGUGUUGUUGAAACAUUUCUUCGAACGUGUGGAUGGAAAUGAGAAACUCUGUGAGAAGCUUAGACAGCGGUCGGAGGAUUUCACCAGCCGCUUUGAAACCUUGCAAACUCACGUUGAUGCGGGGUUUAGUUCGGAAUCCAGAGCUUUACCACGUCGUCCUCAACUUCAGAUGCCCCAGCAGAUUGCAGAGGAGGUGUCCGAUGAAAGGUUUGAGGAGGAGGCGAAGGCUCAGGAGAUCAUUGAAACACCAAAGCAUCGCACAGCGUCAGGUGUCCAGAUGUUCCAGAUGACUCCCCAGCGUGACGGAGCCGAUGAUUCAUGGCAGAGGGAUGCUGUUGAUGAGUGGCUGGAACAAGUAGAGGAACCUCAGGUUGUGAAAUCUGUUCCUGCGGAGCCUCCAGGUCUAGGAAGUUCUGGUGCAAAGAUUCCGGCGGGACAAUGGAAAUUGAUCAAAGAUUUUCCCAAACUCACGAUUCCUCACGGAGCUGCUUGCUACACUCAGGAGGUGGAGACUGGCCAAGCAACACAUGAAAAGAUUUCAAACAAAGGGAAGGAGGCCAAAGGCAAGAGCGGCAAAGCUAAGGCGAAGGCUGACAAAAAGGCGGCCAAAGCGGCAGCAGAAGCAGCAGCAUCAGCUAAGGGUGAUACGCCAGAGUGGUCGGAAGUAGAGCGUGGCGAUUUCUCCAGUGCAGAGCCUUCUUCAGAGGAAGAGUUUCAGGCUGAUGAAGAUCAGCACCGGCAGGUGCAACCACUUCGUCUAUGGGUGUUAAACCUGACGAUUGAAGAUUUCAUCAUGUGGACGAGACCUGGUCACAUUCAGUCACAUGCCACUUCCGAGUUCCAGAUGGAAACCAAUCCAAACUCCAUUAUGUGGCCUGUUUGGUGGACGAUUGAACCGGAUUAUCUUGAUGACAACGAACAAGGAGUGAUCCCUGUGACGGAAGAUGAGGUGAUGUUGAGGUGCGAUGUGACGCCAGUGUUGUUUGAGGAUGGCAUCAUUCGGAAUGUCUUUGUGGUGUGGCUCCUUGAGGAGGAGACUGGAAGAGAGCGCAGGGUUGCAGUGAUUAGAGGGCGAGUUCGUCCCAUUGUCACUCCGUGGCCAAAUCGGGAACUGAGUACAGCAGCCUCAGCAAGCAGUCCUCCAGUUGCGAAGGCACCGACGAUCACGGCUGCAGCUUACGCUUGGAGAGCAAACGAGAUUCAGGUGAUUGAAGCUGUCACCGCAGUACCCAAAGCAGCAGCGAAAGCAGAGUUGAGCGAGGCUGUGUGGAAUGAAGAGGCAUACCGCAUGACAGCCGAAGAGAGCGAGGAGAUCGCAAAGGCAAUUUGGGAGUCAGAUAUGUUGGUGAAUCCAGAUCAAGACCGAGUACAAAUCUGGAUAUUCGGAAUGUUUUGCCACGGGGGAGUUACAGGGAUCACCACUGUUACCCGCGAGCGACCUUUCUUGACAAGGUUACUGGUCAGAUUCAUUAGACAGGAGUUGCCGACUUUGACGUUUACCACGAUCUCACUGGCAAUCGAUGCUACCCUGCGUCCGCACAGAGACCUUACGAACGCUGUGGGAUCAGUGGCGGGAAUCGUGGGAAUUUCCAAAUUUGAGGGUGGCAAGCUGUGGAUUGAAGAUUCAGCUGGCACGGCCAGGAGACGUGUAUCGCAGGAUGAAGUCAAAACUGGAAUGCUGCUAGACGUGUGCCAAAGGGCACACAUCUUUGACCCAAGACGUUGGCACGGAGCUGAUCAACAUCGGGGUGUUCGAUCAACGGUGGUCGGUUACACGGCUAGGCAGCUGCAGCGUCUUGAUCAGGAUAUGACAGACAGGUUGAGACGAUUGGGUUUCAACUUACCAGAGAUUUCAUCCAAGGCCGCAGUUGCAGUCGCGAGUCAGGGCAAGGCCAUAGCGCAUCAAGCAGUCAGUGAGGUCUCAGAUCAUGGAGCCCAGGAGAACAGCAGAGUGCAUCCAGAUGACCUCGAUGAUGAGGAUGAGGGCUCAUCCGUGCAGCCAUGGAGCGUCCGAAGCGCUGCCCACGGUCAUAAGCGCAAGUGCAGGAGAUUGACUCCGGAAGAGAUCGGUGAGGGCACUUUGUCCAUGGACCUGUCAGGUCCCCAUCCGGCCGCAUUUUCAGGACAUCGCUACUUCAUGGUUGCAAACUUGAGCAGAAAGGACGGUGUUGACAUUCCGUUUUCGAGGCUGUUGUUCACCAAACAAACUGAAGAGGUGGCAAAAGCCUUGACCUCUGUGAUGUGCCAGAUUGUAUCGCUUGCUCAGGGUGUUCCCCCAGUGUUCCGUAUCCACAGUGAUGCUGGUAAGGAGUUCGUGGGAGGAGCAUUUCAGAAAGCAGUGGAGCAGUGUUGUGUGUGGCCCACAAUGAGUGCACCAUACACGCCACAGCAGAAUGGUCGGGCAGAGAGGCUUGUAGGAUUGCUUAAGGCAGCGGCGGGAUCCCUGUUGCUGCAUGCGCAAUUCCCUUUGCAAUUCUGGGACGAGGCAGUGCUGGAAGCCACCUUCCUGCGGCGAUGUAGGGCAUUGAAACUUCUGGGACCUAGGGCAGAGGAGGGCCUAUUCCUGGCCAAUGAUGAGCGAACGCCUGGUGGGGCUCGGGUUCUGGUAACACGGGACGGUAGGACCACUGUGCGUGUGACGCAGAUGCCAGUUCUUAGGGAUGUUGAGGCGGUCCGAUGGCGACUUGAGCGAGGCUCCCAAGAUCAAACUGUGUGGGUGAGCACCACUGGGGAUGUGAAAUGGAAUGCUCCACCUUCUGACAUGAUUACGGUCGAAGAGUCGGUAGGGGAAAUCCAGCCGUGGAACGACGGGAAUACUGCAUCUGAGAAGCGCUUCAAAAAACAUUUGGUGCCCGAGGCUGAGAAGCACUUGUUUGGAUUGUUUGGUCAUGGGUUCUUGGUGACUCCAGUGGAAGAAGAACCUGACGGUGAAGCCAGGGUAGGGGUGGUUAAAGCUGAAAGGCCAAAUCCUGAAAACACCAAGACGAAGUAUGUGAUCUAUUCCAACAAGGUGGAACAGCAGAUGAUUAAGGAUGAGGCAACAUCUCAGCGCUUGAUGGUCACAGAAACUGCUGACGCAGGGGUGUUCGUGAAUCCAUCGACUCCGGAGUGGGAGCUCAACAAGUGGAUGGCAGGACUCAACAAGGAGCUAGACACCAUGGAAACCAAGAAUGUGCUGGAGAAAGUUCGGCAGAGCGAGUUCCCAAAGGCAAAGCCGGUUCCGAGAAAGCUGGUGCUAACCAAGAAGCCAAUGGAGGAUUCGGAGGUAAUCAUCAGGUCGGACAUGGGUGCUUCGGAAAUCGCUGCUCUCAUUCAGCAAGCUUGGAAUCCUAGAGUCCGGCUAGUUGCUUGUGGAAACUUCGAGAAGGACUCAAAGGCACAUGAUCCAGAAAACUUUGCAGGAAAUCCAGGUGCGGAGACCGUGAGAAUCUUGCUUUCACUACUGGUGAGGCGUCCUACCAACAUGACGGCGGUGGUCCUGGACAUCUCAUGCGCAUUCCUGAAUGCCAGACUUGAUCGAUGUCCGGAUGCGAAACCGGUGCUCAUUCAGCCGCCGAGUAUCCUGUACAAGCUCGGCCUCCUUGAAAAGGGCUUUAUCUGGCGUGCUCGGAAAGCGAUUUACGGAUUGCGAAGGUCCCCCCGUCAGUGGGAGAUAGAGCGAAAUGGCGAGCUCGAUGGUGUGACAUUAGAGCCGCUUCCUCACCAUGAACACGGACUGCUGAACUUGGAGAGCCUGGAGUCAGGGACAUGGUUGAUUCGGGAUUCGAGUGGCGAGAUCCAGGGCGCAAUGAUCAUGUACGUGGAUGACGCGCUGAUCAUUGGUGAUUUGGAAAUUUGCGCCAGGCUGAAGGCAAAGCUGUCCAGUUUGUGGGACUUGAAGGUUCAAGGAAUCCUCCAAAAUCCUCACAUGAACCUGGUGGUUGGGGAAACAAUCAUGCUGGAAAAUACGCCCGUUAAUGUGAAGGAUGAGCUAUCUUUCCUCGGCAUGAAGAUUGGAAGGGAUGCCACCGGGAUCUACUUGCAUCAACACGCUUGGAUUUCCACAGAGUUAAAGAAACGUGGAUGGAGCACGAUGGGGGGUUGUGAUAAUCUUCCUGAUGUAGAAGAAGGUGUGUGGAUGCCGAAAGAGCAGACGGGUCAGUAUUAUGCGGAUUUGAAGAUGUGUCAGAAGGAGCUGGGUUGUCUACAGUGGGUGUGCCUACGUAGCAGACCGGAUCUGAGUGCAUAUGUUGGCACACUGGCGAGUCUGCAAACCAUUGAUCCUGCAAAGGUUCUUAAGCUUUGCACGCGAGCGUGGAGGUACUUGAAAGGUACCGAACAUGUAAAGCUACACUACGACUACACUGAUGCAGUGAAAGAGUGCUUGAACUGUUAUGGUGAUGCCUCUUGGGCAACAGGAGCAUCCAGGUCCAGAUCAGGCGUAUGGAUUGCAUGGGGAAAUCAUGUAGUGAUGUGGCGGUCUUGUCGUCAAACCACGUGCGCAUGGUCGGCAUUCGAGGCUGAGGUAGAUGCAGCCGCAACCACAUGUCAAAGUGGAGCUCAGAUCAAACACCUGCUGAGUGCAAUCACUGGAGAUCAGGAGAUGUGCUUGUUCAGUGAUAACGCCGCAUGUGUCAUCAACCUGGUGCGUGAAGACGGUGCAUGGAUUACCACGAGAACCAGAACGGUAGGUAUCAGGUGUUCGUAUGUCCGUGAUCAAGCUGUCCUCGAGGGUUUUGACAUUCAGCACAUGUCGGGAAAUGAGCUACCAGCGGAUGCACUGACAAAGACGCUGAAACGAUCGGCUCUGGAAUUAGCCCGAGCUCGCUUGAACCUUCGAUGA
Messenger RNA from Symbiodinium sp. CCMP2592, 5475 nucleotides. Lineage: Eukaryota; Dinophyceae; Suessiales; Symbiodiniaceae. The record is from the annotation of a GenBank genome assembly.